GCACAAAAUGGCGAGCACCUUGCGAACGAUUCGUGUUUCCUCCAAAUUAUUCCGACAUUUACUGCCAAAUGCAUCAACGACAGUAGCAGUUCGAAACGCAACGUCAUUCAGCUAUGUUCCAGACACACCUCCGCCAGAACAUGGGGAGACAACUCGAAUGAACUUAUUCCAGUCCGUGACCAAUGCGCUAGAUAUAGCUCUCAGUAAAGAUCCAUCUGCUGUGAUAUUUGGUGAGGAUGUUGCGUUUGGUGGUGUCUUCCGAUGUACAGUGGGACUGAAGGAUAAAUAUGGAAAGGAGCGAGUGUUUAACAGCCCGUUGAGUGAGCAGGGAAUCGUGGCGUUCGGGAUCGGCUUAGCGGCCGCAGGGUCUACAGCCAUCGCCGAGAUACAGUUUGCUGAUUACAUCUUCCCUGCUUUUGAUCAGAUUCGAAAUGAGGCUGCCAUGUUCCGCUACCGCACGGGCAACCUAUUUGAUGUGGGCGGCCUGACCAUCCGAGCUCCGUGCGGCGCCGUUGGCCAUGGUGCACUGUACCACUCUCAGAUGCCAGAGGCAUUUUUUGGACAUAUGCCAGGUAUUAAGGUUGUGAUCCCUCGGGGUCCGGUUCAGGCCAAGGGGCUGCUGAUGGGCUGCAUCCAGGAUCCUAAUCCAUGUAUAUUCUUUGAGCCGAAGAUCCUGUACCGCGCCGCCAUCGAACAGGUGCCGACGGGAGACUACAGCAUCCCACUGUCAGAGGCGGAGGUGGUGCUGGAGGGGUCCGACAUGACACUGAUUGGCUGGGGGACCCAGGUCCAUGUUCUACGUGAAGUGGCCACAAUGGCACAGGAGAAACUCAACAUCUCCUGUGAGCUGAUUGACCUGCGAACCAUCCUGCCCUGGGACAUCGACACAGUCUGUAAGUCGGUUGUCAAGACAGGCAAGGUCCUGAUCUCCCACGAGGCUCCAAUCACAAUGGGCUUCGCAUCGGAAAUUGCUGCAACUGUACAGAGUGAGUGCUUCCUGAACCUUGAGGCUCCCAUCCAGCGAGUCUGUGGAUACGACACGCCCUUUGCUUGUGCAUUCGAGCCCUUCUACAUGCCGGACAAAUGGCGCUGUUUCGAGGCAGUCAAGAAGUUGCUAAGCUACUAGGCGACUUGCGACAUUUAAAAACUUGUAGUGAUUGACCUGUACAGAAAUACUCUUCACGAUGUCUCGGCAGUGAUAUCCAGUUGUAAAGAACAUAGUAUUUUAGGAUCUGGUAGUCUCAUGAGAGACAUGUGAUAUAUUUUAUGUGUUUACGUCAACACGGGUAUCAUCACGAGCUUCAAGCACUGCACCACUAUUCAUACAUAACCGAGUCUUACAGAUCUCAGUGAUUAAGUCCGUCUAAAAAUAUGAUUGUUCAGUAAUAAUUUGUUCCUUCUGGAAGGAUGCCUUCAGGAACUAGGUGAGUGAUCAUGCACAUAUACAAAAGAAAGGAAAACCAGAGAACAAGUGCUUCAAUAUUGAAUAAUUUGGGACUACUUGUCGAAUCUAAGAACUAGCUGAUGAAGAAGAAGAAGAGGCAGUGAGACCAUGACAUGACAGGAAACUGACGUCAUUACGUAGGUAUCGGAUGAAAGCUCCUGCUUCUUGUGUUGUGAUUGACAUGGAGGUGUGAUGACAUAGUCAGUGUUAGAGCAACACACGAGGCAUAGGAACAGCACUAUGUGAGUGUACCAAGGAACACUUUCUGAACCAAUUCAAAUAAGGACAGUCCCGAGAUGUUGCAAUUACUGAUGAACAAGAUACCGAUUCAAAUAAGGACAGUCCUGAGAUGUUAAGAUUACCGAUGAACAAGAUACCGAUUCAAAUAAGGACAGUCCUGAGAUGCUGGGAUUACUGAUGAACAAGAUACCAAUUCAAAUAAGGACAGUCCUGAGAUGCUGGGAUUACUGAUGAACAAGAUACCGAUUCAAAUAAGGACCGUCCUGAGAUGUUAAGAUUACUGAUGAACAAGACACUAAUUCUUCAAAGUCGUAUACCAUGCUGCGUGGUGAAGGGUCUCUACUUGGAACUCCGGUUGUGAAACGUGUGUCCCGGGGAGAGUGUUGUGUUGCAGUGAUGUUAGGCGUGAAUGCCGUGUGAGUGAACGUACGUGUGUCAGUAUUACAGGACAAUAACCGCAUCAACCAUGGUGCAGGAAUCUCAACGCUAUGGACUCUUAUUAAAGUUUUCCUUGUCAUAACCAACUGGUGAUCCAAGAAUCGGUCCAUGGUAUCAAGAACCCUUGUAAUGGCAUCUUGGUGCACUGAUGGUAGAAAGGUGAGAUUAUUUGGGACGUGAUUUGUGUGAUUCUGGAACCUAGUAGGUCAACACGUGAAGUUUCUCUGUGCAUUGAUCGUUGUUGUAAUGUGUGAAUCUCAGGAGAGAAAGUUUGUCAGUGUACAGAGUGUCAUGUUUGGCCUGGGUUUAUGUCAAAUAAAUAAUGAAAUCAA
This is a messenger RNA of Haliotis rufescens (red abalone), 2454 nucleotides long. RefSeq names its product 2-oxoisovalerate dehydrogenase subunit beta, mitochondrial-like. The transcript is spliced from 9 exons. Lineage: Eukaryota; Metazoa; Mollusca; Gastropoda; Lepetellida; Haliotidae. Gene Ontology annotation, molecular function: catalytic activity. The record is from RefSeq and is a predicted model, not a curated record. Bases 8 to 1126 code for a protein of 372 amino acids. Gene Ontology annotation, biological process: response to nutrient; branched-chain amino acid catabolic process.